AUGGAUAAACCGCAAAUAAUUUGCCAUGCGGAAAAAUCUACUAAUUUUUCUAUUUAUGAUGCGCUCUGGAUUCCGUGUUCGGCAAAAUUUGUAGUUUUAGGUUCACAACCUCGUGGAACUGGAGCUAUACAUGUUUAUGAAAUAACAAAAGGAGAAGUAAAUUUAAUAAAAGAAGUUGAAAAAUCAAAAGCAUUUAAAUGUGGUACUUUUGGGGCGUCAUCCCUAAGGGAAAGACAUUUAGCUACCGGUGAUUUUGAAGGUAGAAUGCAAGUUUGGGAUUUACAGGAUAUGUCUAUUCCAGUUUAUUCAGUACAGGCACAUAAAGAUAUUAUCAAUUCAAUGGAUGGAAUCGGUGGAAUGUCAAUAGGAUUCGGUGCUCCAGAGAUUGUUACGGGGGGUAGAGAUGGAUGUGUAAAAGUAUGGGACACUAGGCAAAAGAAUAAACCAGUAGCUGUAAUAGAAGCAGCAGAAGGAGAAAAUAAAAGAGAUUGUUGGUGUGUGUGUUUUGGUAACUCAUAUAAUUCAGAAGAAAGAGUUGUGUGUGCCGGGUAUGAUAAUGGUGAUUUAAAAAUGUUUAAUUUAAAAAAUAUGAAAUUGCACUGGGAAACAAAUUUGAAAAAUGGUGUUUGUGGAAUUGAAUUCGACAGAAAAGAUAUUCCAAUGAACAAAUUAGUCGCGACAACAUUAGAAUCUAAAUUUCAUUUAUUCGAAUUAAAAACAUUACAUUCUAAAAAAGGUUUUACUUCUUUAUCUGAAAAAGCUCACAAAUCAACAGUUUGGACAGUUAAACACUUGCCACAAAAUAGAGAAAUUUUUAUAACAACAGGUGGAGCUGGAUCUCUUUGCCUUUGGAAAUACAAUUACCCAGAAAAAAGGGUUAGGCCGGAUGGGGAUGGUUUACCUGUGGGUGUAGUAGGAAAUCUUACCCUCCUUCAAAAUAUGACAGUUUCAACUCAACCUAUAUCAUCAUUUAAUUGGAGUCCAGAUAAAUUGGGUUUAGCAAUUUGUACAUCAUUCGAUCAAACAGUCAGAGUUAUAAUAACGACAAAGUUGAAUUUAUAUUGA
Messenger RNA from Pediculus humanus corporis (human body louse), 1065 nucleotides. RefSeq lists its product as uncharacterized. The coding region runs from base 1 to 1065 and encodes 354 amino acids. Gene Ontology annotation, molecular function: ubiquitin binding. The transcript has a single exon. Lineage: Eukaryota; Metazoa; Arthropoda; Insecta; Psocodea; Pediculidae. The record is from RefSeq and is a predicted model, not a curated record.